AUGGAGCGGCCUGGCUUGGUAUUGCAGGACCUUCCACCCGAAAUCCUGAUAAACAUCUUUUCUCACUUAGACGAAAAGGACUUGUUCACGUUGCAAGAACUUUCUACGCAUUUCCGGAACUUAAUUCACGAUGAAGAACUUUGGAAGAACCUGUUUAAGUCUAGAGUUCACACGACUCAUUUCCCCACAUUUUCUCAGUCUUCGAAAUUUAGUGUAGAGUAUAUUGAAAGGACACGGGGUCUUCAUCAUUGGCAGCAUAACAAGGCUAUAAGAACCAAAUACACAAUAAUUCCGACGAGAAACUGGGAUCAGCCCAGUAUAGAACGCAUAGUGUUUGAUUAUCCACGAGUUGCAGCUUAUAAUGAUGGUACCAUUACAAUUUUACAGUUACAAAAUCACAAAAGGCAGAAGAAAUUUAAGAAAUUGAUUUAUAUUCCAUGUACAACACCACAAGGUUGUUCUACCAUGGACUUCAAUAUUAAUGCUGCAGUGUUUGGUAGGUUUGACGGCAGAGUGUUUGGAAAACUGCUAAGUAACAAAUCGUACUUAACGCCCGUGAUGGAAUUUACGGGAAGGCAUAGUGCAGGCGUUACUGCCAUUUGUAAUUCAGAAUCCUGGGACACGUCAAGAGAGGACUGGUCUGUUAGUGGCUCUGAAAACGGUGAAAUUAUAUGGUGGUGCGAAAAUAAGCUUGUUAAGAUGUGGAAGGUUUCUAAUAGGGUAAUUUGGAAACUGGCUUUUUUUAAAGAUUGGACCUUAAUUAUGGAUGAUGAAAAGCUGUACAUUAUCCAUCAAAUGCAGGAAUUGCACAGUAUUGAUAUUCCUAAGGAUCUGGACGAACAGCCUAUGAGGGUACGGUUUUUCAAGAUGGAUUUCGGUUCCAUGACUUUGGUACUUGCUGACCUGAAUAACGUUUAUACAAUAUCGGUCAAUCCCAAUGGUAACUUCGGCAAUUUGAGAAAGUUGGAGAUGCCUGAACAAAUAUGCGCAGUUGAAAUAGAUGAAAAAACUUCUCAAAGGGAACAAAACUGGCAAUUUGCUGGUGAUGACGGCUGCUAUAUCAGUCUUUUGACGACACAGAACACUUUAUACAUUAUCAAUAUAAGAGAUCUUUCUUCGUCAGGCUUAAAAGUUCAAUGUAAGAUAAGUUUUGAUGAGCAGGUAUACGUAUCGCAGGUGACAAAUUUAAUAGUUGUGGUAGCAUUGCCAAAUGUUCUUCAAAUAUUGAACGCGAUGACAGGCGAGUUAAUAAAGACAGUGUUGAAAACCGAGAAGUUUCCCGAAUUUUUGAAGGUAUCGCAGGAUAAAAUCAUUAUGGGAAGCGGUAACGUUUUGAAUUAUUUAAAGUUUGUUUCAAGUGAUUCAAAGAAACAUCACCAUUCCACUAAAGGUAAAAACACAGUAAGCAAUAAGUGGAAUGAAACUUUGAACACGGAGCUGCAAUAUUAUGAUGAAGAUGAAGACCUUAGAAGAAAAAGACAGUCAGAAAUAUCAAGAUUGAUCGAUGCGUAUGGUGGAGACCUUGAACUUUCAGGCGACACCGAUGAAGAAAACGACAUUCAGUUGAGAAUUGCACUCUUAGAAUCACAGGAGGCGCAAGCACGGAAUCAAGCUGAAGCGGGGGAGCCUGUCGGAGAUGAUGAAGAUGAGCAGUUAAGAAGGGCGCUGGAGGAAUCUCAACUGAUAUAUGAGACGCAAACGAAUAGCUCUGCGAAUCAUGGUAAUAAUACGAAUGAUGAGAUAGAUGAAGAUGAUGAAGAGUUUCUCAGAGCCAUCAGACAAUCAAGAGUGGAGGACGAAAGGAGAAGACAUCUUAGAAAUCAUACUACAGGUCGACGAAAUGGGCCCUUGAGCGACGAUAAUUUUGCUACAUAUGGUGCAGCAGAGUCAUCCGAACGAACCUCAACUGAGAACACUAUCGGUAGUUCUGUUGGCGUUGAUGCUAGUAAUAAUGUUGAUGAAGACUUACAAUUGGCCAUUGCGUUGUCAUUGAGUGAAAUCAAUUGA
Saccharomyces cerevisiae S288C is the source of this 2007-nucleotide messenger RNA. It is a transcript of the gene UFO1, whose product is annotated as SCF ubiquitin ligase complex subunit UFO1. The record is from RefSeq and is marked reviewed. The transcript has a single exon. NCBI's taxonomy places the organism in Eukaryota, Fungi, Ascomycota, Saccharomycetes, Saccharomycetales, Saccharomycetaceae. Gene Ontology annotation, biological process: protein ubiquitination. The coding region runs from base 1 to 2007 and encodes 668 amino acids.